This is a messenger RNA of Trichomonas vaginalis G3, 144 nucleotides long. RefSeq lists its product as uncharacterized. Lineage: Eukaryota; Parabasalia; Trichomonadida; Trichomonadidae. The annotation marks the transcript as partial. The record is from RefSeq and is a predicted model, not a curated record. The transcript has a single exon.
GAACAAAAACAAGAACAAAAGCCAGAGAGACCAAAGAGAAAACUUAGUGAAAAACAACUUGCUGCAUUAGCUGCUGGAAGACAAAAGAACCCACGUUUGCUGGCAAAGAAAGCUAGAGAAGAAGCUGAAGCAAAGAAAGAGUAA